GCCCGGAAGUGACGUCAUGCAGAAGCGGGCAGGUCUUUCGGUGCUCUUCCCCCUACCGUGCUCUUCCUCCCUAGUCCCUUCCCUCCUUUCCCCCUUUACUCCUCGCUCUCGGGGUUCUGCGGCCUCGGGGGUCGCGGAGGAGAUGGAGUAAGCGUUCGGUGGCGGCCAGGAGCGCGGCCCGAGCAGUCACAGCCCGGAGGCAUUGAGGGAGCCGGCGGGGGACGGGCCCCAGCACCGCCCCUCCAGGUAGCCGGCUGCGAGGUGACUUGAAGUAUCACGUGCUGCAGCCAUGGAGUCCAUGCUCAAUAAGCUGAAGAGUACUGUGACAAAAGUGACGGCUGAUGUCACCAGUGCUGUGAUGGGAAAUCCUGUCACCAGAGAGUUUGAUGUUGGUCGACACAUUGCCAGUGGUGGCAAUGGGCUGGCAUGGAAGAUUUUUAAUGGCACAAAGAAGUCAACAAAACAGGAAGUGGCUGUUUUUGUCUUUGAUAAAAAGCUGAUUGACAAAUAUCAAAAGUUUGAAAAGGAUCAAAUCAUCGAUUCUUUAAAACGUGGCGUCCAACAGCUAACCCGGCUCCGACACCCGCGGCUUCUCACUGUGCAGCACCCUUUAGAAGAGUCAAGGGAUUGCUUGGCAUUUUGUACAGAACCAGUUUUUGCCAGUUUAGCCAAUGUUCUUGGUAACUGGGAAAAUCUACCCUCUUCAGUAUCUCCAGACAUAAAGGAUUAUAAACUUUAUGAUGUAGAAACUAAGUAUGGUUUGCUUCAGGUUUCUGAAGGAUUGUCAUUUUUGCAUAGCAGUGUAAAAAUGGUUCAUGGAAAUGUUACUCCUGAAAAUAUAAUUUUGAAUAAAAGCGGAGCCUGGAAAAUAAUGGGUUUUGACUUUUGUGUAUCAUCGAGCAAUCCUGCUGAACAAGAGCCUAAGUUUCCUUGUAAGGAGUGGGACCCAAAUUUACCAUCAUUGUGUCUCCCGAAUCCUGAAUACUUGGCUCCGGAAUACAUCCUGUCUGUGAGCUGUGAGACAGCCAGUGACAUGUACUCCCUGGGCGCUGUUAUGUAUGCUGUGUUUAAUAAAGGGAGGCCUAUAUUUGAAGUCAACAAGCAGGACAUUUACAAGAGUUUCAGUAGACAACUGGAUCAGUUGAGCCGUCUGGGAUCUAGUUCACUUACAAGUAUACCUGAGGAAGUUCGUGAACACGUAAAACUGUUGUUAAAUGUCACUCCAACUGUAAGGCCCGAUGCAGAUCAAAUGACAAAAAUUCCCUUCUUUGAUGAUGUUGGUGCAGUAACACUUCAAUAUUUUGAUACUUUAUUCCAAAGAGAUAAUCUCCAGAAAUCACAGUUCUUCAAAGGAUUGCCAAAGGUUCUACCACAGCUGCCCAAGCGUGUCAUUGUGCAGAGAAUUUUGCCCUGUUUGACCUCAGAAUUUGUAAACCCUGACAUGGUACCUUUUGUUUUACCUAAUGUUUUGCUGAUUGCUGAGGAAUGCACCAAAGAAGAAUACAUCAAAUUAAUUCUACCUGAACUUGGUCCUGUGUUUAAACAGCAGGAGCCAAUCCAGGCUAGCAACAUGAUUUUGUUAAUUUUUCUACAAAAAAUGGAUUUGCUGCUCACCAAGACCCCUCCUGAUGAGAUAAAGAACAGUGUCCUGCCGAUGGUCUACAGAGCCCUAGAGGCUCCCUCCAUUCAGAUCCAGGAGCUCUGUCUAAACAUCAUUCCAACUUUUGCAAAUCUUAUAGACUACCCGUCCAUGAAAAACGCUUUGAUUCCAAGAAUUAAAAAUGCCUGUUUACAAACGUCUUCCCUUGCUGUUCGUGUGAAUUCAUUAGUGUGUUUAGGAAAGAUCCUGGAGUACUUGGAUAAGUGGUUUGUACUUGAUGAUAUCCUACCCUUCUUACAGCAGAUUCCCUCCAAGGAACCUGCAGUCCUCAUGGGGAUUUUAGGUAUUUAUAAAUGUACUUUUACUCAUAAGAAGUUGGGAAUCACCAAAGAGCAGCUGGCUGGAAAAGUACUGCCUCAUCUCAUCCCCCUGAGCAUUGAAAACAACCUCAACCUCAAUCAGUUCAGCUCUUUCAUUGCCGUCAUAAAGGAGAUGCUGAGCAGACUGGAGUCUGAGCACAGGACUAAGCUGGAGCAGCUUCACAUAAUGCAGGAGCAGCAGAGGUCUUUGGACAUAGGGAAUCAAAUGAAUGCUUCUGAGGAGACAAAAGUUACACAUCCUGGAAGUCAGCAGAUUGAUAAGGUCUUUAACAACAUUGGAGCAGACCUGCUAAGUGGUGGUGAAUCAGAAAAUAGAGAAGAUGGGCUGCAUUGUAAACAGAAAAGAGGAUCUCUAACACUUGAAGAAAAACAGAAAUUAGCGAAAGAACAGGAGCAGGCACAGAAGCUGAAAAGCCAGCAGCCUCUUAAGCCCCAAGUCCACACUCCCAUCGCUCCUGUCAAACAGACUAAGGACUUGACAGACACAUUGAUGGAAAACAUGUCAUCCUUGACCAGCCUUUCUGUCAGCACCCCUAAGAUUUCUGCUUCAAGUACCUUCACCUCAGUUCCUUCCACGGGCCUCAGCAUGAUGUUUUCAACACCCAUUGACAAUACAAAGAGAAAUUUGACAAAUGGCCUAAAUGCCAACGUGGGCUUUCAGACUUCAGGGUUCAACAUGCCAGUCAAUCCAAACCAGAACUUCUUCAGUGGUACGAGUACAGCUGGCGUGACCACCAUGACUUUGGGAGCACCUCCCACUAUGUCAAACUUCAGUCCUCUGAGUAUUCCUCCUGCUGGCGUGAAGCAGACUCAGCAGAGACCAACCGACAUGUCUGCCCUUAAUAAUCUCUUUGGCCCUCAGAAACCCAAAGUUAGCAUGAACCAGCUCUCCCAACAGAAACCAAAUCAGUGGCUGAACCAGUUUGCACCUCCUCAAGCUUCUCCGGUCAUGGGCGGUGCAGCCAUGGGCACACAGAUGAGUGUGAUGGGACAGGCUGCCUUUGGUAUGCAGGGCAACCCUUUCUUCAACCCACAGAACUUCGCACAGCCACCACCAACUACUAUGACCAGUAGCAGUUCAGCUAGCAAUGAUUUGAAAGAUCUUUUCGGGUGAGUUGUCUGUGCUGCUUUUUGGAGGGUCACUGCAGUUUCAAUCAUGGGAAAGCUGAUUUUCAUCAGUGUGUAGCUGGCUUGAAGAAACUGCUUCUGUGGGAGAUGGAUUGUUUCUGUGACAGAAAACACCUGCUUCCAUGCCAGCCAGCAUAGGAGUUGUGUGGAUUCUAACAAGUUGAAUUUUUUAAAGCAUGGAGGAUUUUCUCCCUAUUACAAACUUCUCUUCAGGUUUUUUAAAGAUCCAGUCCUUAUUAGUCUCAAAGUGCAAAAGGACAACCGGAAUUAUACUGAAUAGCAGUUUUUAAAUCAGAUGUUUUAUUUUGGCUUGUAAAUCUUCUUAUUAAAAACCUUGAGUUGAUGGUAACUGGAAGUCCAUCUGGUAACUACCUUCAUAUUCAUUUGUCUUCAUUGAAAGGGAAGAAUCUUAAUGCUGUGCUAAUUUGUGUGCAUUUGUAAGACAGCAGGCAGUAACACAGAAAGGAUUGCUUUUCCAGUCUUAAUUUUCAAAGAAACGUAUGCUUAGUAAAGCACAGCAAAAAUGCUGCAAAAUUAACUUACAUUAAUUUCAUUGGUUUAAAAAAAUUACCAUUUCAAAUGCAAAGUAAUCAUUGUAAGUUAUAUUUUAGCAUGAUCUGCCUCAAAUAGCAAUGUAUUUUUUGCCUUUACUUGAAUAUAUUUAGGCUCAUUUUCUCUGUUGUAUCACAGAAGAGCUAUGUACUGAUUUGUACAGAAGACAGAGCACUCUGACACGAUAUUCUCAACUACUGCCUUCCUACUUGAUUUUCAAUUCAAACUUCUGAGGUUGCAGCAUAUAUGAAUUACAUUUUCAAAAGGAGAUUUGUAAAAAAAUAAUUACACUAUAUUUAAUGAGUAAACUUUUGAGAUUUCUGCCAUA
This is a messenger RNA of Arvicanthis niloticus (Nile rat), 3988 nucleotides long. The record is from RefSeq and is a predicted model, not a curated record. Lineage: Eukaryota; Metazoa; Chordata; Mammalia; Rodentia; Muridae.